AGCACCGCAACCCCUCCACUCACGUCGCGAUCCGCCGCAAAGUCCACAUGUUUGCGCCUCGCAAUUUGACACGCUGACUGGAACUUGUUUCCUUGAUUUCUGGUCAGAAAUAUACUCUUUCUUAGCGGCCUCUUCCUGUCGCCGUUCCUUUCUAGUUUGCUUACACGCACGACCACUCCAACCUUUAGACGAAAUCUCUGAAGAGCUUGCGACUGCGUUUGGCGAUCCAUAGGUCGCCCAAACUCGUACGUCAUGCCUGAACAGAUUCUCGACGACAUUUCUCAUCGUCGCUACAACCCGCUCAAGGGCUCGUGGCUGCUCGUCUCUCCACACCGGACGAAGCGACCCUGGCAAGGUCAGCAGGAAGCUGCGGCGGGGACUUCGCUGCCAGAAUAUGAUCCCAAGUGCUACCUCUGUCCUAGAAACCCCCGUGCGCAAGGGGAAGCGAACCCCGAUUACAGCCAGCCAUUCGUCUUCGUCAACGACUACAGCGCCGUCAAAGAACAGCAGCAGGACUACAAGGAGGAGCCCUCGGAAAAUGACCUUUCCUCGCUCCUUCUCCGCGCCGAGGGCGUAAAGGGCAAAUGCUUCGUCCUCACUUUCUCGCCAAAGCACGAUGUUACCCUCGCGGACAUGACUGCCGAGCAGAUCGUCCCUGUCGUAGAGACAUGGACACGGAUUUACGCCGCCUACCUCGCCCCGACGAACCCCUUGUCCGCCGUUGCCGCCGAGCUCGAGCUCCUCAAAACCCCCGCCGCGCCCGAGAGCCAGAUCGGCCCGGCGACACAACAGCUGCGGUACAUGCAGAUCUUCGAGAACAAGGGCGCCGCGAUGGGCUGCUCUAACCCGCACCCGCACGGACAGAUCUGGACGACGACGACGAUGCCCGAGGAGCCUGGCACGGAGACGGUGCAGAUGUCCAAGUACCGUGCCGAGCACGGAGGGCGCCACCUGCUGGAAGACUACGUCAAGCUCGAGCUCGAGAAGAAGGAGCGCAUCAUCUACGAGAACGAGACGUUCCUGAUCGUCUGCCCGUGGUGGGCGUUCUGGCCAUACGAGACCCUCGUCAUUGCGAAGCGUCACGUGCGGGCGCUCGUCGACCUCACGGCGCAGGAGCGUCUCGACUUUGCCGACGCCAUCCAGGAGAUCACGCGGCGGUACGACAACCUCUUUGAGACGCACUUCCCGUACAGCGCGGGCAUGCACCAGGCGCCUCUCGAGGGCACCGAGGAUGAGAUCGAGAGCAGCUGGUUCCACAUGCACUUUUACCCGCCGCUGCUGCGGUCGGCUACCGUCAAGAAGUUCCAGGUCGGAUACGAGCUGCUGGCCGAGCCUCAGCGUGACAUCACGCCAGAGCAGGCCGCUGCUAAGCUCCGGGAGUGUGCCGGCGAGCUGUAUCGGAAGAAGAUGUAGUCAGGCAUGCAGAUUGAUCUUGCUCGAAUAGAAUAUACCGAAAUA
Microdochium trichocladiopsis is the source of this 1458-nucleotide messenger RNA. Its product is annotated as galactose-1-phosphate uridylyltransferase. The transcript has 4 exons. Gene Ontology annotation, cellular component: cytoplasm. NCBI's taxonomy places the organism in Eukaryota, Fungi, Ascomycota, Sordariomycetes, Xylariales, Microdochiaceae. Gene Ontology annotation, biological process: beta-D-galactose catabolic process via UDP-galactose, Leloir pathway. Gene Ontology annotation, molecular function: zinc ion binding; UDP-glucose:hexose-1-phosphate uridylyltransferase activity. The coding region runs from base 253 to 1413 and encodes 386 amino acids. The record is from RefSeq and is a predicted model, not a curated record.